Molecule: messenger RNA, 1164 nt
Organism: Penicillium samsonianum
Lineage: Eukaryota; Fungi; Ascomycota; Eurotiomycetes; Eurotiales; Aspergillaceae
Exons: 2
Coding region: 116-1057 (313 amino acids)
Source: RefSeq, a predicted model, not a curated record
GCUUGCCGCCUGAUAACUCAUUACAAUGUAGAGACUACGAACUUCAUAGGAUUUAUCUCGAUUCACGAAGACUUAAUCAACCCACCGGCAUUGAAAUUCAACUGGCUACAUAAUCAUGACGGACCAUGAACAAAUCAGAUCCCCCUAUGUGGCCGGAAAUAUAGUAAAGCUCCAGCUGAAGACACCAUAUGAUGGACAAACAAUAGACGCCAAAAUCAUGAAGGUCUUUGAACCGUUUACCUGGUCCACUGCGAUGCUUGUCCGACCAGUGUGCCCUACCACCGCAUGGGAAGAUGAUAUGGUACUGAAACUCUUCGACCGACGUUUUGCAACACAACUCAGAGAAAGGGAAGAAAUAAGUCCUUGGACCUCGGAUAUCGAACAGAAUUAUCAUCAGUUCAUUCUCGAUGGUGAUGCAGCGAAGCUUGUUGCCGAGCUGACCGCCGACAGAGAUUUGCCAGCUCGAAAUGUUGACACAUGGAAUUCUUCUCAAGAAGAAACCUAUUUGCAUGACUUUAUGCAAGCUCUCUACGAGACAGAAACUCAAGCAUACAACACCCUAGCCGAUAUGCAAGGGAACGACAUACCCCGACUUUUUUCGUGUGUGACAGUGCCUACCUCUACCACCGCGCAAAAUACUCUGCUCAGCGAAUACAGCGACAUUCCUGGAAUCCUUUUGCAGUACAUCGAAGGGUUUCCCUUAACCGAUAUCGCUACAUGCGCCCCAAGGGAUAGCUGGCAAAGCAUCUGUGAGGAUGCCAUCCGAAUCGUCAAUCUUGUCGGUGAUAGAGGAAUACUAAACGAGGAUGUCAAAACGAGGAGUUUCAUUGUGCAAAGUCGCCCGGAAAAUCAAUUCCACGUUUUCAUGAUCGAUUUCGCGUUAUGCAACUUCCGCGAAGAAUAUCAAGAUGAAACCGAAUGGGAGGAGUGGAAGGCAAGGCAGGAUGAAGAAGGGGCGGUUGGAUUUGUUAUGCAAAAGAAGCUGCAAGGUGGAUUUGUGUACCAUCGAUCUGCUCGAUACAGAAAGCUGGAUGAGAAAUACAAGAUGGACGGCUGAGAUCGGCAUGAGUUUUGUUCUGGUUCUCAAACUUUGCGUGGGUUGCCCAAGAAAAGAUUGAUGACACUAUUACUAUCUUCAAAAACAGUCCCUGCAGCACCCUAGCC